Molecule: messenger RNA, 2414 nt
Organism: Equus caballus (horse)
Lineage: Eukaryota; Metazoa; Chordata; Mammalia; Perissodactyla; Equidae
Gene: SAP18
Product: Sin3A associated protein 18
Biological process (GO): negative regulation of DNA-templated transcription
Cellular component (GO): nucleus
Molecular function (GO): transcription factor binding; transcription corepressor activity
Source: RefSeq, a predicted model, not a curated record
CGAGUUUCUCCUCGCGAGAGGCUUCGUUCUCAUGUUAGCUGCGGGGGUCGGAGGUCAGAGCGAGCGUCUCGCGGGCCGUAGGAGGAAGAUGGCGGUGGAGUCGCGCGUUACUCAGGAGGAAAUUAAGAAGGAGCCGGAAAAGCCGAUCGAUCGGGAGAAGACAUGCCCGCUGCUGCUGCGUGUGUUCACCACCAAUAACGGCCGCCACCACCGAAUGGACGAGUUCUCCCGCGGAAACGUGCCGUCCAGCGAGCUGCAGAUCUACACUUGGAUGGAUGCAACCUUGAAAGAACUGACUAGUUUAGUAAAAGAAGUCUACCCAGAAGCUAGAAAGAAGGGCACACACUUCAAUUUUGCAAUUGUUUUUACGGAUCUUAAAAGACCUGGCUAUCGAGUAAAGGAGAUUGGCAGCACCAUGUCUGGGAGAAAGGGGACUGACGAUUCCAUGACCCUGCAGUCGCAGAAGUUCCAAAUAGGAGAUUAUUUGGACAUAGCAAUUACCCCUCCAAAUCGGGCACCACCUCCUUCAGGGCGCAUGAGACCAUAUUAAAUUUUAUUUACUAUUUCUUGAAUUUAUUUUUCAUUCAGUUAUGUAAAAUAAACUUAUGCUUUUUUCUUCCCCUCAUUGUUGCCAUUAAGCCUUUAAACAAAUUGUAAUGCAUCUAUUUAGGAGUUAGAUUUGGCUGUGCUAUGGUAUGAAAAUUAAUAGAAAGUCCAUAUGUUUCAAGUCCUUCUGUAAAAUAUGAAGAAAAGUGCUCUUAGCCUUCUAUGUAAAACUGUAUUGUUAAAUAUAUGUGUGCAAUUCACCUGAGUGUCAAAAUUAACGGAUGCAUGGGAACAGGGUUUCAUUUAGUAUUUGGGGUAGCUGAGUAGUGGAGGAUGGUAUGUUUAAGCCCAAAUGGGGCAGAACAAGAAAGCCAUGGGGAUUAUAUUAACUAGAGUUCGUGACCCCAACGAUUGUAUGCAGUUAGAAAAAGGACCUGUAUGAGUGAGGUAGCGUGGCAGCAGAGGCAUUUUAGAAUACUGUGAGCCAAGGCAGGUUGAAGAAGCUGUCUGUUUGAAGAGAUUGGCCUGCCUGAAUCAAAGUGCAGUGACAUAAAAAGAGAAGAGGAGAACUGCUGCCACAGGGAGGGCUUUUUAGGUUUCAAAAAUGGAGAGAACAUGGCAUCUUGAGGACAGGAAGCAGUAUAGAGGAAACAAGGGUUAGAACUUAGGGUGAGGGUGGAAAGUUGACCUUGAAGAAGAUCUGAAAAUGGAGGGAGGGACGAAAGAGGAACUUAAGACCAAGGGAGAAGAGCCUGGGAUGAGGUCAAGGUGAGUCAGUAGGGGAUAUGCACCCCUCCCGUUAAGUGCAGGGUCUGGUUUGUAUCUGACAUCUGAUUUGAGAGGCAGUAUGCGUAGCGGUUAAAACCAGUUAGGCCAAACGUUGAAAUCCGGUUGCACCUGUAUCUCUUCAACCAUGGACAAGUUACUUGAAUCUGUUUGUUUUUUUAAUUUGUAAAAUGGAGAUAGCAGUCCUUAGGAUUGUGAGGAUUAAAUAUUUGCAAAGGGCUUAGAAUAGUGCCUGACGUGUAAGAAACAAAUGUUAGCUAUUAGCCGUAAAGUGGAGUUCAGUCAAAACUGGGACCAUAUCUUGCGUGGCACUAUUACAUUCUCAUUUUGAAGUUUGUAGAGUAUGACAGUAUGUGAUAGACCUAAUUACCUUUAGUCUAUUACAGUAGAAAAUUAAAAAUGUGUAUUCCAAAAUGUAAUAAUAUGUAUGUUCUAGCAGUGAUUUUCAAAGCAAAAUUGCAGUUUUAUCUUACAAAAGUAGCCUUUUAAAAUCUAAAAUGAUUCUGUGGAAUUGGGUCCCUGUUGCAAAGUCAGUCAGCAGGUGGCAGAGACAAGCCUGGAAUCUCGCCUAGUGCCUCGUACCCUGUGGUUUACUCCAAACCCUUAGAUUCUUUAUUCAUUCAGACUAGAUAAACUUGAGUUCUUUAAGUCUUAAAAUUAAUUUAUACCUAAUAUUUUAGAGAAGAGGAGCCAUGAUUACCUUCCUAUUUGUGGGAAAGUAAUUGAUUUACUAUGCAGAUCAAGAAGGCAGGAACUAAAUACAGGACCUUCGUAGGCCAAUUUUUCAUAAUGGUGUGAACUCAUACAGUGAGGGCUCUCCUGUAAUUCCAGGUUAUUCUCCUAGUUGAAAUAAAGUGGUUUAUUUGCUUGGUUCCAACCUGGAACUUUUCCUUUUAAAGAUUUCAGUCUUCCACCAAAAGUACAGUUAAAGAAUACCUAGUGAAUUUAUUACUGAAUAUAAUGUUAAGAAUCAAAAGACUUAUACUUGGUCCUUAUUUACCUCUGACUUUGGGAAGUAUGGCUUUGGAGUAACUGAGCUGUCUCCUCAAAUAUAAAAUAGAAAUAAAUGGUUACCACGCUCA